Molecule: messenger RNA, 15847 nt
Organism: Saprolegnia diclina VS20
Lineage: Eukaryota; Oomycota; Saprolegniomycetes; Saprolegniales; Saprolegniaceae
Exons: 9
Source: RefSeq, a predicted model, not a curated record
CGUGCGGCCAUGGCGACCGUAGAGCAAGAUUGUACAGGCAACCCGGAGAUCAGCGCAGCUGGUAGUCGGAGGCAAGGACAAAGCUUGACGAGGACUUUGGUAGACGAGCAAUCGACAGCUGAAGGAAGAGAAGGAAGGAUGACGACGAAGAACGGGCGCCAGGCGGCCAUCGGUGCGAUGGCCGGGCCCCGUUUCAAGAAGCGAGCGAUGCUACCCUGGUUUACCGGGUGGUGCAUCGUUCUUUGGUGGGCGACGUCGUGCGUGGGCGGCGUCGCAGCGCAAGGUGGUCUUGUGCACCCCGUCGGUGGGUACCCCAUCGGCGGCGACAACCCACGCAGCGCAGCCCGUGGCAGCGCGAGCGAAGGAGCAGACUCGGGCGGCUCGAGCGUUCUUCGUGAAGCCCGUGCGCGUGCCCUCAGCGCGUACUCGGAGGCAGCGACCGACCCGUGCGCCGCCUUCAACACGGGCCCAGACGUGACCGAGCCGUACUGGACGCGAAUGGCGUCAUGUGCCGCGUGUGCUGCCAUACAAGGCUGCGGGUUUUGUCUCGCAACGCUCUUGUGUGAGCCCGGUGGUCCGGCCGGUCCGACGGCAGGCAACUGCGACUCGUGGCUUUCGGCGCCGGCGCUGUGCCCGACCAAACCUGACUGCACGGCGCAUUCCACAUGCGGCGCGUGCGCGUCGUCUGACGGCGCGUGCGCGUGGUGCACAAAGGCCAACACCUGCAUGCCGACGGACGCGGUGUCCGACGCGACGUGCGGCAGUGUCGUGACCUCGCCACCGUGCCCGAUCAAGAUCACCAAGGUCACAAACUAUGUGACGGGCGUGGUGACGAUCUAUCCCGACCCGACGACCAACGCGUCGGGCCUCGAGGUCCACGGACAUGCCUACAACGCUACGGUUGGCGAGCGCGUUGCGUUGCACGCGGCGAGCGACGUAGCAGUGUCGGCCGGGGACGCAAUCACGGUCAACACGAUGGGGCACAACGUCUCGGUCAACGCUGGCAGUGGAUUGAGUGCCGAUCGAGGCGCCGGCGGGUCAGUCUCGAUCAAUGCCGGCAGCGGUGCGGGCCAGGUCGCGCUAGGUGGCGCCGGCGCCGGUGGCAACGUCAGCGCCAAUGCCGGGUCGUCGCUUCAAGGAGUCGGUGGCAGUAUCAACCUCUCGGGUGGUGCCGGCAAUAGCUCUGGCGGCGCGAUCCGACUGCUCUCGGGCCCGAGCAUUCUGGGUCCAACGGGCGUCAUCGCGAUUGCGACCGCCGACGGUCCUGAUGGGAAUGCUACCGGCAACAUUACCAUCCAAACGGGCGGCUCGACACUCGCAUCGGGCUCCAUCGUGGUCGCGGUUGGCGCCGCGAUCGUCCCGGGCACGCUCGUGCUUGCCGGUGGCGCUGCCACGGCUGGAAACACGACGCAAGCAGGCGGCAAUGUCAUUGUGACGAGCGGAGCAUCGGCUCUCUCGACCGGCGGCACGUCUAUUGUGACGACGGGCGACGGCAAUUUGGGCAGUGGCGACUUGCAACUGCAAACGGGCGGCAACAGCUCGACAUCGGGCCGUGUCGUCAUUGGUUCCGGCGGCGCUACGCUGAAAAGCGGCGACGUCCGCAUCGGCUCGGGUAGCGUCAAGGUGCGCGGCGCCGUCGCGGGCGCGGUCCGCAUCGGGUCCGGCAACGACAUCAACGCCGCCAUUAGUGCCAACAUUACGGUGGUAGCGUCGUCAACAGUCGCGGGUCAGCAAGCAGGCAGCGUGCUUGUCAAGGGUGGCGACGCCGGUCAAAGCGCGGACAUGACCGUUGUCAAUGGUGUCGCUGGUGCCGUGUCGAUUGAAGGUGGUCGCACGUUGCGCUCAACUGCGGCUAGCCAUGGUGGUGACGUGUCCGUGGCAGGUGGCGCUGCCGAAGUUGGCCAAGGCGGCAAACUUAAACUCAUUUCUGGUUCCAGUCGGCUUGGCAGCAGCGGCGACACAUUGGUGCUCUCGGGAUCGUCGGCUGCUGCAUCGGGCUCGGUGCGUGUCGCGUCGGGCAACACGGUUACGGGUGCAUCUGGCGCUGUCAGCAUCAACACGGGCGACGCCAUCAACGCGGCAGCUGGACGUCUCGAUCUUCGCGCAGGUGUGAGUGGCAACGGCGUUGGCGCAGAUGUCAGCGUUGCUGCGGGCGCGAGUACAACAAACGCGGGCGGAACUGUGUCGCUCGCGAGUGGCCGCUCGUUGACGGGUACCUCGGGCGACGUGCGUAUCUUGACGACAACGUCGCCAACAUCGGGCUCGCUCACGCUGUCGACCAGCGACGCCGUCGUCUCUUCGGGCGACGUCAAGGUUGCAACGGGCGCGGCGGGGACCAGCGGUAUUGUCGGCGCGAUCUCAUUGAAGUCUGGCGACGGACCCCAACCGCUCGUUUCGGUUUCGAUCGCGUCGGGUGCAGCAAUUGCGCCUCAAGGCAAGGGUGGCGCCAUGUCGCUCAAGGCAGGCGACGGGUUGUCAACGGACGGUGGUGUCGGUGGCGACAUCGAUAUUUCAAGUGGCGCAGGUCGUGGGUUGCACACGAGCCCGUCCGGUGUCGGCAAUGGCGGCAAGUUGACGUUGAAGAGUGGCGCAUCGACCGAAGGCCUCGGUGGUGUUUUGUCUAUCGUGGGUGGCGCCUCGCAGCUGGCCACGGGUGGCACUGUCGCUCUUAUGAGCGGCGCGUCGGCGCAGGCAACAAGCGGCGAUGUCCAAGUCCAGACGGCGCCCAGCGGUAUUGCAGGCGGCAGUGGCAAGAUUGUACUGCGGUCUGGCGCGGCGACGGGCGGCAAUGCCGGCGUCAUUUCUCUCCAGUCGGGUAGCGCCACGAACGGACGAGCUGGCGCCAUUAGCGUCCAAGGUGGCGCCGGUGAUACCGGCGACGGCAGCAGUCUCUCGCUGUCGGCAGGCCCGACGUCGGCUCCAGCAUCAACCGGUGGUGUCGUCACGCUUCAAGGCGGCGACGGAACGAGCACUAACGGCGGCGACGGCGGCAACGGCGGGACGGUUUACGUCUCUGGUGGUGCCAGUCUUGGCCAAGCGACCAAAAACAUUGGCGGUGCGCUCUCACUCAGCGGUGGUGCGGCCGCUGCGGGCAUUGGCGGCGACGUGUCGCUCAUGUCGGGUGGUAGUCACGUGUACAGCUCGGGCUCCGUAACCAUUGGCUCGGCGUCGUCGGGUCCGCAAGGUUUCAGUGGCGACGUCAACAUCAAGACUGGCACAGCCGUGGCCGGUGCGUCGGGCAGUAUCCAGCUCUCGAGUGGUACUGGUCAAACCGGUAGCGGCGGGUCCAUCGAACUCUUGGUUGGCGCGGGCAACAUCAACGACGGCGGCUCGGUGACGGUCAAGGCAGGCGAGACGACGACGCAAGGUCGUGUCGGUGGCUCCAUCGAUUUGAUUGGUGGUACCGGCUCAAACCCGAGUACUAUUGACGGUGGCGACGGUGGUGCCGUCAACAUUCAAGGCGGCCAAUCAAUGGGCCAAAACAGUGCUGACAACGGUGGCAACGUUGCUUUGACGGGCGGCAACGCCGUCGCGGGCUACGGUGGCUCGAUCUCUCUCACGUCCGGCGUCGGCCAGAGCUCGACAAGUGGCUCCAUCCAAUUGCAAACGGCCAACGCGGGCACAAGCGGCGUGAGCGGCCUUGUUUCGAUUGCAACAGGCACGUCGAGCCAAGGCAGCACGGGAGCCAUUUCGAUUGCCUCGGGCAGCGCGAUCGGUGGCAGCGGCGGUACAAUCACGGUCCAGGUCGGCGACGGAACGUUCGGCGAAGGCGGGCCACUCGUCCUGCGCGCCGGUGCAACCUCGGACGCUCAGACGGGUGGUUAUCUCUCGUUUACAACUGGCGCGAGCGCUCAAACGUCGAGUGGCGACCUGUCGCUUCGCACGUCAAACGCUGGUCAAGAAGGUGUGAGUGGCACGGUCUCGGUGCAAACUGGAACAUCAAGCGCCGGCACCACGGGUGCCAUCGUGCUCGCAACGGGCGCCGCGAGCGGUGGUCGCGGUGGUGCCAUUGUCGCGACAGUCGGCACGGGUAACAAUGGCGAUGGCGGUGAGCUCUCGCUAACGGCGGGUGAGUCGACCGCGGCCAAGUCGUCUGGUGGCACAGUGACGGUGACCGGCGGUCAAGGUUCGAGCAAGACGAACGUUGGUGGCGGCUCGGGCGGCGACGUCAAUGUCUUUGGCGGUGCAGCAAAAGGUAUGAACAAGGUCGACACGGGCGGCGACAUUCGUCUCGAAGCCGGGUUUGCGGCUUACGGCACCGGCGGUUCUGUUGACGUCACGUCGGGAUCGAGCCCGUACACGACGAGUGGUAGCAUCCAGCUGUCGACAGCCAACGCUGGCUCCGCCGGCAUGAGUGGCACGCUUAGCUUGACGACGGGUGGGGCAACCCGCGGCAACACGGGUGCGAUUACAUUGUCGACAAGCGCGACCAAGCUUGGCGUCGCCGGCUCCAUCACGCUGUCAGGAGGCCAAAGCACGUGCGGCGUUGGCGGCCAAAUCUCGCUGUCGGCUGGCCCCGCGGUCAGCAAGGCGAUUGGCGGCUCCGUUUCGAUCCAGUCGGGCGCUGGCCAGCAUACAGCGAGCGGUAGCGUUGCUAUCGAAACAGGAAGCGCCGGCUCGAUAGCCGGCAAAGGCGCGUCGUCGGGCAGCAUUGUCAUGCAAACGGGCCUCACGGCGUUUGGCGCAUCGGGAUCGAUUGUGCUCCAGACGGGCGACGCUACGAGCGGCUCGGGCGGCGGCAUCACGAUGACUGUUGGAUCUGGCGACAAGGGUAACGUCUUUACGCCGGACGAAGGCGUUGGUGGCAGCAUCGUCUUGAAAGCUGGCAACACCAGAGCCAACAAGAAGGUCGGCGGCGCCAUCGAAUUGACCGCCGGGACAGGCCUCAGUAUCGACACGUUCAACGGUGGCCGUGGCGGCUCCAUCAAGAUUGCUGGAGGGGAGUCGAAAGGACGCAGCAAAGUCAACAGCGUGGGCGGCGUGGUCGCGCUCCAUGGUGGCAAGGCUGACUUCUCGACUGGCGGUGCUGUCGAGCUCCAUAGUGGUGUCAGCACGAGCGCAGCAAGCGGCGAUAUCAAGCUUCAGACUGCCAAUGCCGUGGGACCGAGCGCGGCCAGUGGCGCGGUUGUCGUCCAAACGGGCAGCGCCACGUUUGGUAAGGAGGCAACGGCCGGCAGCUUUUCCGUGACCACGGGCAAGUCGAUGACACCUGCCAGCAUUACGUUGCGCAUCGGUGCGAACGAAAUCGGUCGUGGCGGCGACAUCGAGCUCUCGGCGGGCGCGACGACCGAGUAUGGCAAGGCCGGUGGUGACGUGCGUCUUCUCGCCGGCACAGGUGCGAGCAAGCGACGCAACGGGGGCGGCCACGGCGGACAGCUCGUUCUGCAAGGCGGCAUCUCAAUGGGUGGCGACACGAAAGACGUUGGUGGCUUUGUCGGCAUUUCGGGCGGCGUGUCCAUGAGCGGCCCCGGCGGCUCUGUGUCCAUUGCCUCGGGUACCAGCAAAGAGGCCGGGUCGGGAGCGUUAACGCUGCAGACGGCCAACUCUGGCCGUGUCGGUAGCACAGGCGCGAUUGCCAUGAUCACGGGCUAUGCGACGGAAGGUCCGUCGGGCGACAUUGUGGUGCGGUCUGGUGACGCGCCCUACCCCUCGUCACGUCGGUACCCAAACAAGCAAGGCACUGCUGGCAGCAUUCUCGUCGAGGUUGGUGCCAGUGGCUCGACGGACGGUGGCGCGAUCAAACUUGUUGCCGGGUUUGCGAGCGCGGACGCCCGCACGGGUGGUGGUGUAACGGUGAAAUCGGGCGCGUCAAAGUCGUCCAGCGGCGACCUGCUCUUGGAGACGCCCAUGGCUCCUAGUCGUGGCGUGAGCGGCUCGGUGGCUGUUGUGACCGGCAAGGCAGUUAAAGGGUUGUCUGGUGGCAUCCAGCUUUCAACGGGCGCGUCGACCGAUGGCGUUGCUGGCCAGGUGCUCUUGAGUGUCGGUGACACUUUGACGCAGAGCGGCGGUAGCUUGGUAGCUUCUGCUGGCGAUUCGCUCGCACGAGACAGCAGCGGCGGCCGCCUCGACUUGCGUGCAGGUGCGGGCGUGAACCGCGACACGUCGGCCAUCGGAGGCAGUGGCGGCCGUGUCUCGAUCGCUGGCGGCCAAGCGCAUGGCUUGCAUCCCGACGUGAACAGCGGCGGUGAAGUGGCUCUUUAUGGUGGCGACGCCGAUGUCGGUGCCGGUGGUAGCGUGUCUAUCGCGAGCGGCGCCGGCGCUGGAAAGCGCAGCGGCGACGUUCAGGUUGCCUCCGCCGUAUCACCUCGCGGUGACUCGGGUGUCGUGACUGUCGCAACGGGCGAUUCCCAGAAGGGCAACUCCGGCAGCAUUCUCGUAGCGACGGGCGCCACCGAGAGCGGUGGAAGCGGUAGUAUCCAAUUGCGCGCUGGCCACGGUGCGAAAGGACUCGGCGGCAACAUUGAGCUCACGGCCGGCUCGGCGUCUGCGUCUGCCGGCGGCUCUGUCAAGAUCCAGUCGGGGUCAUCGUCGGCGGCCAGCAGCGGUGAUGUGCUCGUCUCUACGGCCCAAGUGACGUCGAAGAAGGACCAGAGCGGUAGCUUCCGUGUUGUGACGGGCUCGACCGAUGGUGGCAACUCGGGCACUGUUUCCAUCGGCACCGGCGCCUCGAGCCGCGGGUCUGCCGGUGAUGUUGUUGUUGCCGCCGGCGACAGCAGCCGCAUCGGUGGCAACAUCCAGAUCAACGCCGGCACGGGCUCUGCUCAUGGUGGAUCCAUCGCUCUCAAGGCAGGUGCCGGUCCGUCGGACGCGAGCGGCACCGUGUCGAUCGCAACGACGGGCGAGGGCAAGAGCGGCGAUAUCGUCAUGGCGACGGGUGACUCAACAAACGACGCGUCGUCGGGUCGACUGACCAUUGCCUCGGGCACGUCGAGCAACGGCGCGGGUGGUGAUGUCGCCGUUCGCGUCGGCGAAGGCAGCUCGCACACUGGGGGUACUCUUGAGCUCUCGGCCGGCGCCAACAGUAAUAUCGGUGGCCGAGUCAAAGUCACUGGUGGUGCAGCACGCGUAUCCACUGGUGGCGCCGUUGACGUGUCGGGUGGUUUUGGUGCUUCCACUGGCGGUGCUGUCACGGUGAGUGGUGGUAACUCAAAGUCCUCGGACGGUGGCUCGGUCGUUGUGACGUCAGGACGGUCGGCCUCAAAGUCUACUGGCUCCAUUUCGAUUGCUUCGGCCCACUCUACUUGGGAUGGUGCCAGCGGUGCCAUUUCGAUCAAAACUGGCGACUCCGGCUACGAUGCGUCGGGCGCUAUCGCACUUUCGACGGGCUCGACGGGAUACGAACGUGCCGGUUCCAUCAGCGCCAGUGUCGGUACAGGACGCCACGGUGACGGCGGUGACAUCUCGUUGCGUACCGGUAACACAAAGGAUGGCACCGCUAGCGGUGGCGCCCUCUCGCUUGAAACCGGUUUCAGUGAAGGCGCUUCGAGUGGCGCUCUCUCGCUUCGGACGACGAGCUCGGCCACGUCUGGCGUCAUCUCGAUCACCACGGGACAAGCGACCGACGGUGGCUCGGGCAGCAUUCUCGUGGAGACGGGCUCCGCGACUCAGGGCGCGGGCGGCGAUAUUACCGUGGCUGUCGGCUCGGGCUCGUUGGGCAAUGGCGGCAACGUGGUUGUCUCCAGUGGUGCAACAACACGCGCCAGCGCUACUGGCGGAAAUGUGACUGUGAGCGCCGGCUCGGGCGACGCGAUCGAUGGUGGCAGUGGCGGCGCCAUUCGUGUCUCGGGCGGUUCGAGCCGCGGUCUUGAUGCGUCCAGCAACGUCGGUGGCCGUGUCGUUGUCUCGGGUGGGAGCGCUUCCGCGUCAACGGGUGGCACCGUUUCCAUUGUGAGCGGGAAGAGCGAUCGCUCUGCGAGCGGUGCAGUUGAGCUGUCAUCAUCUGAUGCGGCAAGUGCCAACUCGGGUGCCAUCAAGAUCGCGACGGGUACCACGACGCAGGGCAAGUCCGGCUCUGUUGUUGUCCAGCCGGGCGCAAGUGAUGACAGUGUUGCCGGUGACAUUGUUCUUGCGGCGGGCAGCAGCUCGGUUGCCACUGGCGGUGCUCUUCGUCUCGCGGGCGGCUCGAGCGCUGCAUCCACUGGCGGUGCUGUUACUGUUGAAGGCGGGGCGUCCAAAAAGGCAUCCAGCGGCGGCAUCUCGCUCGGAACGGCAGGCUCUGUGAGCAGCGGCAACAACGUUUUGUACACGGGUCAAGCUUCCACGGGCAAGGCUGGCGACAUUGUCGUAGCUUCGGGCAGCGCGUCCGCGGGCACAGCGGGGUCCAUCAUCACAAGUGCGGGUAUUUCUCACGCCGGCAGCGGAGCGGACGUCAACGUGACCGCCGGUGCCUCCACCGUCGGUGACGGCGGUCGCAUUACUUUGGUGUCUGGUGCCUCUGUAGCCUCGGUCAGUGGUGUCAUUACGCUGUCAAGUGCCCCGUCGAAAAUGAGUGGCGACGUUGCUCUCGGAACGGGCUUUGCGACAGAAGGCGCGUCGGGUGCACUUCGUUUGACGACGGGUCGGGCAACUGAAGGUGCCGCUGGUGAUAUCUCGGUCUCUGUUGGUACAAGCACCGGCACAAACGGAGGUGCACUGCGCCUCACAUCGGGAGCGACGAGCCAAGUCGGUGGCAGCCUGACCAUUGAGACUGGUGAAAGCACGACGUCGACGUCCGCGUCUCAAACCGGGUCGAUGCUCCUUCAAACGGCCGAUGGGGCAUCCACGGGCUCCAUUAAUGUGGCCUCGGGUGCAGCGACGUCAACCUCCGGCGCCAUUACGCUAUCGUCCGGUCUCUCGACCGGUACAACGGCUGGCAGCGUCUCGAUUGGUGUCGGGGCAAGCCAUCUUACUGGCGGCGAGUUGGCUCUCGCCUCGGGUGUGUCGAUAACUGAAACCGGCGGCCGCAUCUCUAUCACGUCUGGCGCCGGCAAGGCAACGACAAGUGGAGCUGUGGUGUUGCAGUCUGCAGCUGCUGGCAAGUCGGGUGCGUCGGGCCCAGUCCGCAUGCUCUCGGGCUCGUCUUCUGCUGGAGACACGGGGUCCAUCGUCAUCAGCUCUGGAGCCGCCAAGGCUAUCGGUGGCGCUAUAUCGCUUUCCGGCGGCGCCGGUCACACUGGCGGUGACAUUGCUGUGCAAGCUGGCGCUUCCGACGUUAGCGUCGGUGGCUCGGUUCGGUUGACCUCGGGUGCCAGUGGUGCGUCUGGCGUCAGUGGUGCCAUCGCGAUUUCAACUGCCGGCGGUAGUGAUCACGCCACGGGUGACGCGAACCUCACCUCCGGGUCGUCAAAGCUGGGCAGCGCCGGGGCUGUGAACGUGAACGCGGGCUCCGGCACGACUGGAGGCAAGAUCGCUGUCAUUGCGGGUGCCAGCUCGCAAUCAAACGGUGGCUCUCUACUUGUGAGCGCUGGUGCAGCGUCCGCUGCGUCGUCGUCUGGCGGUAGUGUCUUCGUCCAAGCCGGCUCUGCGGCAGCGCCUGGCGCUCUCGGUGGCAAUGUGACCGUCAUGGGUGGCCACGGCAACGGGUCGGCAGCGGCUGCGUCGGGUACUGUGAGCAUCUUUGGCGGCGAGAGCGACAACAGCAUCGGCGGGGCUAUACAGAUUCGCUCUGGCGGAAGCCAAAGCGACGUCUCGGGCAGCGUGGAAAUCGCUACCAAGGCGAGCUCGAGCACUGGCGACUUGACGCUUGCGACGGGCGCAGCAUCGGGGGGCAUGGGGGGCAGUUUGCUUGUGCAGACUGGCUCUGGCUCGUCGGCUGGUUCCGUGGGUAUUACCCUCGGAGCUAGUUCUGCUGCGCCAGUCGGGGCUCAAGUCAGUGUCGUUGCUGGCAGUGCGGCGUCAGGCGGCGCUAUCUCGCUUGUAUCGGGUUCGAGCACGGCUAAGGCCCGCGAGUCGUCCACGGGCGGUAUUACCAUUGCUUCAAGCUCAACGACGACGAUGGGCAACUCUGGGAAGGUUGACCUCUCGACUGGCAACGUUGUGGACGGCCAAGUGGGCGCCCUCUUGCUGACGACUGGCUCGGCGUCCGUUGGCUCUGGCGGCACGAUCAAGGUUUCUGCUGGUAGCGGUGACAUUGGCGGAUCGAUUCGGCUUAUGAGUGGCAGCAGCCAGAAGUCGACCAACUCUGGUGGUGAUAUCGUGCUCACAUCGGGCUCGGCCGUGGAUACAAGCGGCGCAAUUUCGCUGACGUCUGCUAAUGGAAGCACCGCGGGCGGCUCGGGGGUCGUGUCUAUCGCAACGGGUGCUGUGACUGCGGUGCCCCAAGCGUCUGGCGAGAUUGUUUUGACAACGGGUGCAUCGUUGGCCCAAGCCGGUGGUAUCUCGCUCCGCGCGGGUGAUUCGACGACGAAAGGCGCUGCUGUGACGAUCUCGUCGGGCUUGUCCUCCGGUGCCGAAGGUGGCGCGCUUGAGUUGACGUCUGGUGCAUCGCCGGUGACAACGGGGCGUGUUGUGCUGUCUUCGGCCACUGCCGACGCCUCGUCUGGAUCAAUCUCGAUGCAAUCGGGCGACGCUGUCCAAACCUCAGGAACCGUGCGUCUUGCGUCCGGCCGCUCGACGUCUGGUACUGCCGGUAACGUCGUGGUGUCUGCAGGUGCUGCUUCGCGCGAGGCUGGCAACGUCGUCGUGAUUGGUGGCUCAUCGACCAACGCUCUCGGAGGCAAUGUCAAUGUCGCGUCGGGCCCCGGUGCAACAGCGUCGGGUCGCUUGGCCAUUGUGACUGCCGGCAGUGCUUCGAGUGGGCCGAUUGCCCUUGCAUCGGGUGAUGCAACGAGCGAGUCGUCGGGCGCCGUUGCCAUAUCUACGGGAGCUUCGAGUGCGGCACCCGGCACGUUGACGCUAUCCGUUGGCGCGACGUCCGGCGAUGCCACGUACGACGGCGGGGACAUCGUUCUUGCGGCGGGCAAUGCCGCGUCCGGCAAUGGCGGAGCCAUUUCCAUCGGAUCUGGCACGGGACGUGGGUCGAGCGGCAAGGUCGUUCUCUCAACAAGCUCAAGCGACGCGUCUGGCUCGAUCGCUAUCACUACGGGCGACGCCAGCAUGGGCGCUUCCGGUACGAUUCACAUCAGCUCCAGCGCUGGCAGCUCAAGUGGCCAUGUUGCAAUUGCCACCGGUGACAGCAGUCGCACGAGUGGUGGCACCGUUUCGUUGAGCGCAGGACGCUCGGCGGCGGCGACGGGCGGCGCUGUCUCGAUUGCGUCUGGCGCGGGCGCUUUGUCGACUAGCGGUGACGUGACAAUCAAUACGCCGGCAGGUGUCGGCGGCAGCGGUGCGCUGACUUUGACCACCGGCACGUCGGAAACGGGAGCUGCAGGAAGUAUCGCGCUUUCCAGCGGAUCGUCGUCGUCCGGCAGCGCCGGCAAAAUUGCGAUCAAUGUCGGCGCUUCGCAAGGCCAUGUCGCCGGGACUUUCUCGGUGAAUGGCUCGGAAUCGACGACAAGCGCUGGCGGCGCCAUUGCGCUCACGUCCGGGGCCAGCGAGCUUGGCGAGGGUGGCGCCUUAUCGUUGACCUCUGGCAGUAGCUUGAGCGAUGGAACGGGUGGUCUUCUGGCGCUACAAGGCGGUAAUAGUGCGUAUGGCGUCGGUGGCGCUGUCGAAGUUACGUCUGGCACGAGCUCGGGCGCCAGUGGUAGUAUCGCAGUUCAGUCGGCGUCGACAGCUCAAGACGCUUCCGGCUCGCUUACCGUUGGCUCGGGGCAGGCGGCUCAGAUCUCGGGAGCUGUUACCGUCACCUCUGGUAUCUCGACCACACAGUCGGGCACCGUGUCGAUUCGCUCCGGCGACAGCGAGGGACCGGCGGGCGCUGUCGACAUUGCCGGCGGCGCGAGUCGCUUUGGCACAGGCGCCGUUAUUGACAUCACGAGCGGAUCGGGCGAGACCAGUGGCACUGUCCGAGUCCUCACGGCCGAUGGUUCCAGCUCGGGCGCCUUGAAACUUGGCACUGGUAAUGCCGCGUCCGACGCUGCGGGCUCGGUUUCGAUUGCUACGGGCAGCAGCGCGGGCGGUAUCUCGGGCUCGAUUGAUCUUUCUGUCGGCUCGUCGACGUCACAUGAGGCGGGAAGCGUCCGUGUCUCGAGUGGUGCCAGCGACGCAACGGGUGGUAUUGUUCAAAUCACAUCGGGUCGCAGCACGUCGACGGUCUCUGGUUCGGUCGUGCUGUCGUCUUCUUCCAGUGCUACGAGCGGAAACACUGUCAUUUCGACGGGCGUGGCUACGACCGCUGCAUCUGGCUCCGUUCAGAUCAGUUCUGGAGCCGGUGCUGUGGCUGCUGGCGUGAUUGCGCUCACCGCAGGAAGCAGUGCGACCGGGCAAGGCGGCAACAUCACUGUCGCCGCUGGAGCCGGUGGUCAAAGCGGCUCCGUGUCGAUCCAGUCAGGUUCGAGCGGCUCGGUUGACGUCCAGACUGGCUCCUCGACGGCUGGCACCUCUGGAAACCUUGAAAUUGGCACUGGCAGCGCGCUUGGUGGUGUAGCCGGCAGCGUCGUUAUCGCGGCGGGUGCAACAAAUACCCGCCAAGGCAGCGAUGUGUCGUUGGCUGGCGGUGUCUCGAACGCGGGUGCCGGAGGUGCCGUGCGCCUCUCUAGCGGCGCUGGUACCGUGUCGGGCAGUGUCCAGCUUCUUACGGCGUCGUCGUCUUCAAGCGGUGCUAUUCUCAUCGGAAGCGGACUUCCCACGGCCGGUGCAUCGGGCAGCAUCACAUUGUCCACCCACGAAUCGUCGUCGGGUGCCAGCGGGGACGUUAUCGUGUCAGCUGGCGUGGGCGUCAACGGCGGUCGUCUCUCAAUGGUUGCUGGCGCAUCGAGCGGAGCCACGUCUGGCGGCGCGAUUGUGCUUGCGUCGGGCUCUAGUAUCGCUGGCGCGAGUGGUGCAAUUGCGAUUGCUACGGCGUCCGGUGCAUUCACGGGUCGUCUGACGCUUUCCACCGGCGCGUCAACGUCGGGUGCGUCCGGCGCGAUUGAUCUUGUGAGUGGCGACGCGCACUCGACUGUUGGCUCGGUUUCGAUUGCCUCGGGGAGCAGUACCAUCGGCCCAGCAGGCGCGGUGUCGAUUGCUGCCGGCAUGAGCGGCGAGAGCAUCGGUGGUACCAUCGCGAUGGCGUCGGGUGACGGGCGCUCUGCGUCUGGCAACGUCGAAAUUCAGUCGCGAGACUCCGCGCGAGGCAGUUCUGGCACAGUCAGCAUCGCGACAGGCUCGUCGGUCGUGGACCAUUCGGGGUCGAUCGCGAUUACCACUGGAAACGCAACGUCUGGAUCGGUCGGUGCGGUGACUCUUUCAGCCGGUUUUGCGACGUCGACGUCUGGUGCAAGCGUCGUUGUCGCGGCGGGUGCCUCGGGGUACUCAAUCGGCGGUGACUUGGAUUUGUCGUCUGGCGCGGGUCCCACGUCUGGCGCAGUGCGCAUCACGUCGGCAACGUCGAGCAUUACGUCCGGCGCCGUUCACGUCACGUCGGGCACGAGCAAGACGAGUGGUCUCGUGUCUAUUGCAUCGGGGCCUGCCACGACAGCAUCUGCGGGCGCUGUGAUUCUUGGUGCUGGCAAGAGCCAACUCGCCGGUGCCACCGUCGAGAUCCGCGGUGGAGAUAGUGCCACGCUCGAUGCUGGCUCUGUGUCGCUUGUCGCUGGCUCCACAACUGCUGGUGUCGGCGGCGAUCUUCGCCUCUCGUCGGGCUCUGGAGUGGCAUCAGGCACCGUCAGCUUGACCAGUGCGACCUCUACGACAGGCGCCAGUGGCACUGUCACGAUCGCUACGGGCGCUGCCGUCGACAGUGGUGCCCUUGCGAUUAGAAGCAGUGACGGUCUGGAGACGGGUGGUGUGACGACCGUGUCGGGUGGUCGUGGCAGCCGUCGUGGUGGCGACAUUUCACUUCUUGGUGGCGCGUCGUCCACCGGGAUCGCGGGCUCAAUUGCACUUUCGGGUGGCGAGGGCUCCGUCGGCGGCGAUGUUACUGUCACAGCCGGCACCAGCGGCCAGAUCGUGCUCCAGAACGUGGAGAAUAUGGCGUCGAUCAAUGUGGACCCGAAUGGUAGUGUCUCGGUGACGUCUGGCCCCGACGCGCCGCUGACUUUGUCCAGCGGCAGCGACACUCGUAUGGUCGUCGGGUCGGGCGAGCUCACAGUGGCCCACAGCGAGUCGGAUAUCACGGGUGACGUCGUCAUGCGUGUUCGUGCGAACGAAGUCAUUACACAUGUGCCGGCGCAGUUUACGUCCAUCACGUACCCGUCGGACCGUCGUAUCAAGACCGAGAUCCAGGACGUUGAUCAAGAUGACUUGCUCCAGCGCCUUCAGAACAUCGAGGUCAAGCAGUACCGGUACAGCAAGCAGUGGCAGUCCAUCGGGCACGUCUCCAACGAGGUUGUGCGCGGUGUCAUUGCGCAGCAAGUGGCCGAGACCUUCCCCGAGUACGUCAAGGUCGGCUCGUACGCGUUCCCCGAGAAGAACUUCUCGAUGCAGUCGUUCCACCACAUCAACAAGCAGGCGCUGAGCAUCGAUCUUCUUGCGGCGAUGCAAGCACAGUACAAGCGCAUUCGCCUCGGACGCAACGAGCCUCACGCUACGGGACGCAUCGAGAUUACGACGGCCGACGCAAAAGCAAAGGCGACGGGUGACAUUCUCUUGCGCUCCGGUAUGUCGGAGACAGCGGCUUCAGGUAGCAUGCUCGUUCAAACCGGCAACGCCAACUCGGCGGGGUCCAUUGUGCUUGCCGUCGGAGACAGCCAAUCGCGUGGCGGCUCAAUCCAACUGCACGCCGGCGAGUCGGCUGAAAGUGACGGGGGCGCUCUGUUACUGGCGACGGGCACCGGCAUGACAAACUCGGGUGCGCUCGAGCUUGUGUCCGCACGUGCCGAGAGUGCAAGUGGCACGAUCACGCUGGCGAGCGGCGCAGCGCCGACGUCAGGCGGCGUCGUGCUUGAGACAAGCAACGCCAACCAACCAGGCAGCAUUGUCUUGUCUACUGGGCGCUCGAGUACGGGUUCAGGCGGCACGGUCCAUGUGCACGCUGGCUCGGGCAGCACGGGCGGCAGUAUCCGCCUUAUGUCUGGCCGCGGCUCUAGUCCUGGCGAGCUUUCCCUCGGCAGCCCAGCGGAUGCGGAUGCAACGGGGUCUGUCACGAUUGCAACCGGCGCGACGACAAGCUCAACUGGCAAAGCGGGAUCGCUUGCGCUGCGUGCUGGUGCUGCUGCAUCGGUUUUGCUUGACAAGGACGUUGUCAUUGCAUCGGGCGGCUCGACCGCGCAGAGUGGUUCCAUUGCUCUCGUAUCGGGGCGUGACACGCAGCAGUCCAGUGGUGAUAUCAGCAUCCAAACGGGCACGGCUACGGAGCAAGCUGGAUCCAUCACCAUGGCCACGGCCGACGGUGCGCGCGGCGGUGACGUACACAUCUCGGCAAGUGGCAGUCUCGCUCUGCAAGGUGGUCUGCGAGGCAAUGUCUCGAUUCGCACCGGAGGCAAGGAUGCACCAGCUCGCACUAGCAUUGACGUGGAAUCCAACGGAAGCUUCCGCGCUGCAAGUGACACCAUGGUGCUUUCCAGUCGGGACGACCUCCAAAUUGCUGGUGGGCCUGUUCGCGUUUCUGGGACGUCGAGCACGACACACGGUGUCGCCAUCUCUGCCAACGACCAAAGAGGGUCAAUUCAGCUCUCUAGCGGUCGCUCAGGUGCUUCAUCGCAAGGCGCUACGAUUACGCUCGGACAUCCUAGCGACGAAACGUUGACUGCGUCGAUCGUCAUUGCGAGCGGUGUCAACGAUGCCGUUUCGGGCACGGUCAUCCUCAAGUCGUCUUCUGCCGUGUCGUCGGGUGUCGUGGAGCUCACGA